Serinus canaria (Common canary) is the source of this 1115-nucleotide messenger RNA. It is a transcript of the gene MED29, whose product is annotated as mediator complex subunit 29. Gene Ontology annotation, molecular function: transcription coregulator activity; transcription factor binding. NCBI's taxonomy places the organism in Eukaryota, Metazoa, Chordata, Aves, Passeriformes, Fringillidae. The coding region runs from base 1 to 633 and encodes 210 amino acids. The record is from RefSeq and is a predicted model, not a curated record. Gene Ontology annotation, cellular component: mediator complex. The transcript is spliced from 5 exons. Gene Ontology annotation, biological process: regulation of transcription by RNA polymerase II.
AUGGCGGCGCCGCCGCCGCCUGCGGCCGGGCCGGGCCCAGGUCCGCCCUCAGCGCCCGCGGGGCCCGGAGCGGCGGCGGGGCCCGGAGCGGGGCCGGGGCCGCCCCCGGGGGCCGCGCAGGGCCCCGCGCUGCCCGCGCAGGCGGCGACGGCGCAGGCGCAGGACUUUGAUCCCGUGCAGCGCUUCCGGCUGCUGCUGCCGCAGCUGAAGGAGAGCCUGCAGACCCUGAUGAAGGUGGCGGCUCAGAACCUGGUGCAGAACUCCAGCAUCGACAACGGGCAGAAGAGCGCUGACGGGGCCCUGCAGCGCUUUGACAAGAGCCUGGAGGAGUUCUACGCCCUGUGUGACCAGCUGGAGCUGUGCCUGAGGCUGGCCCACGAGUGCCUGGCGCAGAGCUUCGACAGCGCCAAGCACGCCCCGGCGCUGGUGCCGGCGGCGCCCAAGGCGGAGGGGGGCUCGCUGGGGGGCUCGCUGGGGGUCCCGGGGGGCCUGGGGGGCGCCGAGAGCCUGCCCUACACGCAGUACCUGCCCCUGAUCAAGGCGCAGAUCGCCGGCGCCAAGGACAUCCACAACGCCCUGCUGGAGGGCACCAACAAGAUCACGGGCAGGCUGCCGCCCCCGGGGGGGCCCUGAGGGGUCUGGGGGGUCCUGGGGGGUCUGGGGGGGUCCUUGGGGGUCCUGAUGGGGUCUGGGGGGUCCUGGGGGGGUCCUUGGGGGUCCUGAUGGGGUCCUUGGGGGUCCUGAUGGGGUCUGGGGUCUCUCACGGGCAGGCUGCCACCCCCAGGGGCGCCCUGAUGGGGUUUGGGGGGGUCUGGGGGGUCCUGGUGGGGUUUUGGGGGGUCCUGAUGGGGUUUUCAGAGUCCUGUUCACAUUUUGGGGGGUCCUGGUGGGGUUUUGGGGGGCCGAGACCCCCGGGACACCCCCAGACCCCCAGAGCAGUUCUGGGGGUGGGAGAGGGGGGAUUGAGGCAGGGGCUGGGUCGGUUUUGGGGCCUGGCCCCCCCUGUGCUGAUUCGGGGGGGUUCUGGGGGGUUUUGGGACCCCAAAUCCCGGGUUGAAGCGUUUUGGGGUAAAACUUUGGAUUUUUGGUAAAUAAACCCGCGUUUUGUGGCUCCA